AUGAGCCACCUCUUCGGUGCCCGGCUGCCUGCCCUGGCCGCCUCGCCCAUGCUCUAUCUGUACGGCCCCGGCCCCGACAGGCCCGGGCUGCCGCUGGCCCUCGCCCCCGCCGCUGCCCUGGCGGCCUCCGGCCGCGCGGAGCCCCCGCAGAAGCCGCCCUACAGCUACAUCGCGCUCAUCGCCAUGGCGAUCCAGGACGCGCCCGAGCAGAGGGUCACCCUGAACGGCAUUUACCAGUUCAUCAUGGACCGCUUCCCCUUCUACCACGACAACCGCCAGGGCUGGCAGAACAGCAUCCGCCACAACCUCUCGCUCAACGAGUGCUUCGUCAAGGUGCCCCGCGAGAAGGGGCGGCCGGGUAAGGGCAGCUACUGGACGCUGGACCCCCGCUGCCUGGACAUGUUCGAGAACGGCAACUACCGGCGCCGGAAGAGGAAGCCCAAGCCUGGCCCCGGCGCCCCGGAGGCCAAGCGGGCCCGCGCGGAGACGCAGGGGCACAGCGCGGAGGAGGGGAGUGGGGCCGGGCCCCCGGGCCCCGCGACUCCGCGCCUCGGGGGAGCGCCCGCGCGCCCCGCGCCCCUCCCUGACGGCCCUGCUCCCGAAGCGCCCAGCCCCUGGCUGGGGCCGGAGGAGGACGCGGGCGACGGGGUCCGGGGCGCAGCGGCCGCGGCUGCCGGCCCGCCGGCGCGCCCCGCCUCCCGCAGCUCCGACAAGCCCAAGAGCUUCAGCAUCGACAGCAUCCUGGCGGGGCGGCAGGACCAGAAGCCGGCGGGAGGAGGCGACGGCCCCGGGGGCUCGCUUCUGGCCGCCGCCUCCGGCCUCCGCCCGCCCUUCAACGCGUCCCUGAUGCUAGACCCGCACGUCCAGGGCGGCUUUUACCAGCUCGGGAUCCCCGUGCUGUCCUACUUCCCGCUGCAGCUCCCCGAGGCGCUGCUGCGCUUCCCCUAG
Lepus europaeus (European hare) is the source of this 948-nucleotide messenger RNA. It is a transcript of the gene FOXL1, whose product is annotated as forkhead box L1. Lineage: Eukaryota; Metazoa; Chordata; Mammalia; Lagomorpha; Leporidae. The record is from RefSeq and is a predicted model, not a curated record. The transcript has a single exon. Bases 1 to 948 code for a protein of 315 amino acids. Gene Ontology annotation, biological process: regulation of transcription by RNA polymerase II; cell differentiation; anatomical structure morphogenesis. Gene Ontology annotation, molecular function: DNA-binding transcription factor activity, RNA polymerase II-specific; RNA polymerase II cis-regulatory region sequence-specific DNA binding.